GGGCAGCGCGCCGCGGGGAUGGAGACGGGCGCCCCCCGCAAGCCCUGCUGCCGGCGUGCGCUCACGGGACCCCUUGGGGAGCGUUUCUUCCUCCUCCUCCUCCUCCUGCUGCUGCUGCUCCCCGGCCCCGCGGCCGCCUCCGAGGCACCAGGGCUGCCACUGCACGGAGAACUGGUCACCCCUCACUGGCUUCUGAGAGGACGCAGCAGGCGAGCUGUCAGCGUGGCCGAAAAGGUGCCAGCGCCCGCCACGGGGGAUGUGGCCGUGACCGCUGAGGGCAGGGAGCUCAUCCUGGCACUGGAAAGGAACCACAGGCUGCUGUCGCCGGACUACACCGAGACGCACUACACAGCCGGCGGGCAGCCGGUGACGCUGUCUCCCAACUACACCGAUCACUGUUAUUACCACGGCCACGUGCGAGGGUACCAGGGCUCCUGGGUGGUUCUCAGCACCUGCUCGGGGAUCAGCGGCCUGAUAGUGCUGAAUGCCAACGACAGCUACUACUUGAAACCCCUGGGGACCCCGGAACCUGAGCAUCACAUCCUCUAUAGGGCAGAGCACUUGCCAGUCGAAGGCGGGACUUGUGGGCAUAGCGGCCUGUUAGGAAGCAGUAUAGCUGACAUUGCCAGACUCGUCAGGCCGGUACAUCGGCGGGCAAAGAGAGACACCUGGAGGACCCUGAAGUACAUGGAGCUGUUCAUUGUCGCCGAUUACACCCUGUUCCUCAAACAGAAUCGCAACCUGGGCCAAACGAAGCAGCGGAUCCUGGAGAUCGCCAACUACGUGGACAAGUUUUACAGGUCUCUGAAUAUCAAAGUGGCCCUCGUUGGCCUGGAAGUGUGGACGGAGAGGGACCAGUGCACGGUCACCAGUGACGCCAACGCCACCCUGUGGUCCUUCCUGCAGUGGAAGAAGGCGCUGAGGUCUCGGAAGAAACACGACAAUGCCCAGCUGCUGACCGGCGGGACCUUCCGAGGGACGACCAUUGGGAUGGCCCCGCUGGAGGGGAUGUGCAGCGCAGAGAACUCGGGAGGUGUGAGCGCGGACCACUCGGACCUGCCGAUCGGAGCCGCCGCCACCAUGGCUCACGAAAUCGGGCACAACUUCGGCAUGAGCCAUGACAGUGAGGGCUGCUGCGUGGAGGCCACCCCGGCUCAAGGAGGCUGUGUCAUGGCCGCUGCCACUGGUCACCCGUUCCCUCGUGUGUUCAGCUUUUGUAGCAAGAGACAGCUGGAGAGUUACUUCCACAAGGGAGGCGGGAUGUGUCUCUUCAACAUGCCCAGCACCAAAGACCUGGUGGUGGGCAAGAAGUGUGGAAAUGGCUUCCUGGAGGACGGGGAGGAGUGCGACUGUGGGGAGCUGGGGGAGUGCACCAACCCCUGCUGCAACGCACACAACUGCACGCUGAAGGCCGGAGCCCAGUGCGCCCACGGGGACUGCUGUCAGAGCUGCCAGCUGAAGACAGCUGGGACCAUGUGCAGGGAGCCGGCCGGAUCCUGCGACCUCCCUGAAUACUGCACGGGGGCCUCGCCCUACUGCCCCGGCAACGUGUACCUGCUGGAUGGCUCGGCCUGCGCCGGCGGGGAGGCGUACUGCAGCAACGGCAUGUGCCUGACUCAUCACCAACAGUGCGUGCAGCUCUGGGGCCCAGGCGCCUGGCCGGCUCCCGAUGCCUGUUUCCAAGAUGUCAACACGGCCGGCGACACGUAUGGGAACUGCGGCAAGGACAGCCAGGGGCAUUACGUGAAAUGUGACCGGAGAGACGCCAAGUGCGGCAAGAUCCAGUGCCAGAGCUCGGCCAGGAAACCCAAGGGGACCAACACCGUCUCCAUGGACACCACCAUCCGCUUUAACGGGCGGGAGGUGAAAUGCAGAGGCACCUUCAUGUACGCCACCAAGGAUGACGAGGGGGACCUGUCGGACCCCGGCCUGGUGAUGACAGGGACCAAAUGCGGGGAUGGGAUGGUUUGUAACAGCAACAAGAACUGCCACUGCAACGCCGGCUGGGCCCCCCCGUACUGCGAGAAGCCAGGCCUGGGGGGCAGCGUGGACAGCGGCCCCGUGCAACACGACAACCAUGAAGCCAUCUUGAUAGCCAUGCUGGUCAUCUUCCUGCUGAUCCUCCCCGCCACAGCUUUGGGGAUCUACUGGUGCUACAGACGGAAGAACUCGCUCCUGAGCAAAUGGAUAAAGAGCACGAGGAAGAGCCAGGAGACGGGCAGGAACGGCGCCAUCCAUCAGAAGGGAAACGGGGGCCAUUCGAACGCGGCUUUCACCUUGCAGGAUGUUUCCUCCUCUGGUAAAGCUGCGAACAGCACUAACAAAACAGCCAGGGGCAUCUUCCCCCUCAAGCCGAACGGUUCCCAGCCCGUCAGCAUUGUCCACCCCCUUCGCCCGGCUCCCAGCCCAGCCGCUCAGCCCCACCGAGACCUCAAGCCAUCCAGGCCGCCGCCUCCUGGCGGCAAAUCCCCCGUCAUUCCGGCCAAAAGGAUCAGCUCCCAACCCAAGCUGCUGCCUCCAAAGAAGCCUCUUCCCAGCAGCCCCGUGAGGACCCCUGUGAUCGUCCCAAAGCACGGACCCCCUCGCCGGCCUCUGCCUGGGAGCCCUCUCCUGGCCAAAACACCUCCCUCGGCACCGGGACGGACCCUGCUGGUCACGGUCCCUCCCACCAACUUCAAGGCGGCAGGGGCCAGCUCUGCCAGGUACCUAACCAAGCCCGUCCCGGGGUUCAAAGUCCAGUCCGCCUCCAUCCCCUUUAAGAAAUGACAAACGUGGACAAAGCAAGAGGAAUGUGCUCCCCGAACUGGUUCUCCUCAUUUGCACUACUGCGGGCGACGGGGCUCUUUUGGAUACCAAAGGACUAUUUUUAUACGAGGGAAAAUGUUUCUGCACAUAGGGGGGAGGGUGCGGGGGAGGGGAAAGC
Molecule: messenger RNA, 2923 nt
Organism: Terrapene triunguis (Three-toed box turtle)
Lineage: Eukaryota; Metazoa; Chordata; Testudines; Emydidae
Product: disintegrin and metalloproteinase domain-containing protein 33-like
Exons: 22
Coding region: 19-2766 (915 amino acids)
Biological process (GO): proteolysis
Molecular function (GO): metalloendopeptidase activity
Source: RefSeq, a predicted model, not a curated record